Messenger RNA from Fulmarus glacialis (Northern fulmar), 1868 nucleotides. RefSeq names its product splicing regulatory glutamine/lysine-rich protein 1 (gene SREK1). The record is from RefSeq and is a predicted model, not a curated record. The transcript has 12 exons. Lineage: Eukaryota; Metazoa; Chordata; Aves; Procellariiformes; Procellariidae. Gene Ontology annotation, molecular function: RNA binding. The coding region runs from base 183 to 1868 and encodes 561 amino acids.
CACCUCUUGCUUUUUCCUCCAAAGUAUGUUAUAUUAAGUUUCGUGAAGCAUCGAGUGUUGGUGUGGCCCAGCAUCUAACUAACACGGUUUUUAUUGACAGAGCUUUGAUAGUUGUGCCCUGCGCAGAAGGUAAAAUCCCAGAUGAAGCCAAAGCCCUUUCUCUGUUGGCGCCUGCUCCUACUAUGACAAGCCUGAUGCCUGGUGCAGGGUUGCUUCCUAUACCUACACCAACCCCUUUGACUACACUCGGUGUUUCACUUGGCACUUUGGGGGCUAUACCAGCAGCAGCAUUGGACCCUAACAUUACAGCACUGGGAGAAAUACCACAGCCACCGAUUAUGGGGAAUGUGGAUCCAUCCAAAAUUGAUGAAAUCAGGAGAACCGUCUAUGUGGGAAACUUGAAUUCCCAGACUACGACAGCGGAUCAGCUGCUUGAAUUCUUUAAGCAAGUUGGAGAAGUCAAAUUUGUGCGAAUGGCAGGUGAUGAGACGCAACCAACACGAUUUGCUUUUGUGGAAUUUGCAGACCAAAAUUCUGUACCUCGAGCUCUUGCCUUUAAUGGAGUUAUGUUUGGAGACAGGCCACUGAAAAUAAAUCACUCCAAUAAUGCAAUUGUGAAGCCUCCUGAAAUGACACCACAAGCUGCUGCCAAGGAACUGGAAGAAGUGAUGAAGAGAGUAAGGGAAGCCCAGUCUUUCAUAUCUGCUGCUAUUGAGCCAGAGUCUGGAAAGAGCAGUGAAAGAAAAGGCGGUCGAUCUCGUUCCCAUUCUCGUUCAGAAUCCAGGUCUAGCUCAAAAUCCCGAUCUAGAAGGAAAAGAUCACACUCAAAACACAGAAGUAGAUCUGGCAACAGAUCACUCUCAAGACACAAGGACAGACGCAGAUCCAGAAGCCCCCUGAAAAAACGGUCUAGAUCUAGGGAAAGGCGGAAAUCAAGAAGUCGCUCUCGUUCUCGGGACAAGAAGAGAGACAAAGAAAAGGUCAAGGAAAAAGAAAAGGCCAAAGAAAAGGAGAAAGAGAGAGACCGAGACAAGGAGAAGGAGAGAGACCGAGACAGAGACAAAGACAGGGAAAGGGACAGGGAGAGAGAUAAAGAGCGAAACAAAGAUCGAGAGAGAGUCAAAGACAGGGAUAGGGACAGGGACAAGGAUAAGGACAAAGACAGGGACAGGGACAAGGACAGGGAAAAGGAGAAAGAUAAGGAGAAGGAAAAAGACAGGGAAGAAGUAGACCAGAACAAGGAAAAAGAAGAUACUGAGAAAGAAGGAGAGAAGGACAGAGAGAAGUUUAAGGACAAGGAGGGAGAUAAGGACAAAGGAGGGGACAAAGAGAGGGACAGAGACAAAGAAAAGGAAAAAGAUGGGGAUAAGGAGAAAGAGCGAGAAAGAGAAAAAGACAGAGAUGAUAAAAAGAAGAAAGAGAAGAGAUCUAGAACACCCCCAAGAAGCUAUAGCUCUUCAAGAAGAUCUCGUAGCUCCAGCAGAGAAAGGCGUAAAAGGAAGAGUAGAAGUCCCUCCAAGUCUCCUAAAACAUCCAAAACAACAAAAAGAAAGUCUUCACGAACUCCUUCUCCGAGAAGAAACAAGAAAGAAAAAAAAAGAGAGAGAGACACAAAUAAUGAAAGAAGAGAAAGAGAACGCUCCACCUCCAAGAAAAAAAGUAGUAAAGAAAAAGAGGGAAAGGAGAAAUCUGAUAAAAGCACCACUGCUUUGAAGGACAAAGAUCACACUAAAGAGGAUCAGAACUCAGAAACUGACAAGGAAGUAGACAACAGGGACACACAAAGGACAGAUGAAGUCAAACUACAACAGAAUGGGAACUGUCAACCAAAUGAAGAAAACCUCUCAAUUAAAAUGGAAGAGGUUUAA